GUGGGACACGGGCCAAGUCGACAUUUCCCAGUCUUGAUUUGACCCCAUUAUCUUUAAACUUCCAGCUUGUCUUCCCUCAUAAGAAACAUUUCCAAUAGAGACAAAAAAAAAAUGUUUUCGACAUUGGCCUACAACCUAACUCCUUCUCCUCUGAUUGUACAGUAAAACUACAACACUAGACACUCGUCACCUUCUUCGAUCCAAACACGACCGCUACUACGCUAGCUUUUGUUCGCACCUCUAAACUUAAUUGAGAUAUACCACUACCUCCCAUAACCUCCCAUUACCACCGCCGCUACCACACACUUUCUCCAUCGUCGCUCUCCGUCCAGGAUAAGUUGCAUAUCGUCAUUUUCCGUUUGAUCGCCCGGUCAAUUGAUCCUGCCUAUUGUCCGAUCCCAAUAGCAAUUUCAAGACUGGGUCGGCUUUGACGAUUCAAUACACUUCUUUCUCCGACCCUGAAUUCCUCGACUCCGACCUCGACAAAAAAAACUCCUCAUACCGUCCUCCGCAUCUCAUCCUCCACCCCGCACAAAACAAACAAUCUCCAAGAUACCUUCAAGCAUUCUCACCUAUUUAGGGUCGCUGUGUAUUGUCCAUCAUAGCGCCCGACCGCGAUUGUCUUCGCCCGACGCGUGGACACUGUCCACUCCCAUCCCACAAAUUUAAUAUACCUUUUACCAGUUAAAGACUACCAAACCCUCAGAUGAUAUGGCAAUACGAUAUGAAGUAGAUGCGCUGAUAUUCCUGCGCGAGUCGCCGUUAUGUAUCAAGCCAAGUACACUUCCUCCAGCGGAAGAAUGGAUGGGACCACCGCCUGAGACUUUUCGUAACAGCCAAGGCAGCAAGCCUAGCGGAGAGAGGAACAGAAACAAUGACAAUCUUCUAUUAGAUCCAUCCAACAGACGACCGGGUGUCGAUAGACAUGUGUCGCGCAAUGCAGAUCCAGAGGAUAUCGUCCUUGGGCCUCCGCGCACGACCUUUUCAUCUACCCUCUCUAGAGGCAACAAAACAUUUGAUAACGAUAAGACCCUAAAAGAUAACGACGGUCGAGACCGCUUCUCUUUCCGCCCCAGAAAUGGUGACACCGACAAUUCUGAGCGUUUCCGUGAUCGUAACCGUGACCCGGAUCGUGACAAUCGAAGUUUUCGUCGACGCGAUGCGGAUCAAGAUAGUGAAGGUUGGAGCACCGUUAAACCGCGUAAGAGUUUCGGGCAUGAAGGUGCAGAGCGCUUCAAUCGUACGAGCGACCGUGCUGAGCGCUUUGGUGGGGAUCGCCGACCACGCGAGCAGGAUGACCGCGACAGUGGUCGUCGUACCUUUGGCGAAUUUGGCAAGGAUAAAGAAGGGGAGGAUGGCGACAAGCCUCGUAGAAACGGCGUGAACAGAAACAGGACGGAUCAACCUUGGCUAAGGGAGAGCGACGCUGCUCCCCAACCUCGAGAGCGUUUUGAUAGAUCCAAAAGCUGGAGAGACAGGGCCGCAGACGAUCACCAGAACGAAGCGCCCCAGGAUAGGCAAGGAGACAGAACAUUUGAGCGAAGAUGGGAUCGACGGGAUCAUCGCCAAGAACGGGAUCCCGAAUGGCUCGAUGAACCUGUCGAAGAGCAACCCCAAGCACAUACCCAAGAAGAUUUCAAGAAAUUCAUGGACAACUUGAAAGCAGGGAAAAAUCAAGCCAAGGCCGAGCCCGCUCCGUCAACAGUUGAAGCAGCUGCGCCGGCAGAGAAGUCCGAAACCGAGAAAAAGGUCAAAUCAGCGCCUGCUUUCGAGAUGACUGGCACUGAUAAAUUUUUCGCUGCAUUUGCCCAGGGUACACCCGAGGUGUCACGUAUCGCUGAUGAGGCAACCAAGGAAAACGCCAUUCCCGUGGUUAAGCCAAAGACUGGGGGAUCCCGUUUCCAGAAGCUAUUCUCAGCUCAAGAGGAGCCUCGUCGUCAGGUCGAACCCCCAACUCCCGCCGCUAGUGCACCGCCGCCAGCCGAAGCAAACCCGCUACUGGCUAUGGCUGGAGCACAACCACAAAAUGAUGUAGCUGAAAAAGUUGCUUUCCAGGCUUUACUCCAAAAGCUCCAUAAACAGACCCUACAAGCCACUACGCCUCCAUCCGGUGGGUUUUCGGAGCCUCCUAACCAUGCGGUUGCUUCGCCUGGUCCUUAUCAGCCUUAUGCACAAGAACGUCGCGAGGAGCUGCCUAUUCGUGCCCCCCCGCAGAAUCAGGACCUUCAUGCGAUUAGGCCACAGAUAACCCCACAAUUCGGCGGGAUUCGUUCUGAACAGCAGGUACUUCACGACCUCAUCGGCCAGCGUCAUGCUAGCCAGAAUCAGAACGCCCUGCGUUCUGAUCAGCCACCCAGCCGAAACAGUAACAGUAAUGCCGAGUUCCUGAUGACUCUAAUGCAAAGCGCCCGAACUGUGCCUGAAAACCAGAGAAACGAGCAACUUCCGAUGAGAAUGCCUCAACCCUCUAGGCCUGCACAGAUCCUCCCAACUCCAGACCGGGAGAUCGAUUAUCAGCAUGAGCGUAGCGCUUCACAGCACCAGGUUGGUCGCCCCACCGGCCUGCCCAGCUUUUUUGACGAAGCCCCAAUGCAUCACCGAGAGCCAGAGAGUCGUCCUCAACAGCCUACUCAGAUUCUUCAGCGCCAAGUUCCUCCAGGCUUGGACCAUAUUCCUCCCACCGCUUGGAUGCAGAAUAACGGACAGCAGCUACCUCCCCCAGGACGGCCUAUGAUCCCCCCUCCGGGUCUAGCUGGAAACCCACGUAAUGGCCCUGUCCCGGGAGGCUUUCCCCCUGGUAACUUUCCUAUGGGCGGGUUCCCUCCGGAUGGAAUAGCAGGCCCUCCGCGCAACAUGGCACCACCACCCGGCUUCUUCGGUGGCCCACCACCCGGAUUUAUCCACCCCGGAAUGCCGCCAGGUUUCCAGGGCCCCGACAACGUAGCGUUCGGGUUUGACCACCGUGGUAUGCCUCCCCCACCGGGUGCUUACCGUCGAAACUAGGCAGUACUCGGCGUCUGGUUACGUUAAAAACCAUUAUACUGUUGCCAAUCCGCGCAUGGAUCAGGCCGAAGCGUUUCGGCAUAUGCUUAAUAUUUUUUUUUCGGUCGCAUCUGCGUUUAGGGGUGUAGAAACGGAAACGGAUACUUGUAUGUACUGGUAUUGGUUGGGUCUGACAUGGGAAAAGGGUCGAAAUGACUACUUUUUUCUGUUAUUUUGGGACGAAGGGAAAACCAACUUUGUAUGAUUGCAGCAUCUUCCUUCCUUGCCCAUUCUCAGCAAGUUGAUUCCGACAAAAACGGUCAAUUAUUGCCUGUAUUCCAGUUCUGAGUUCUCUAUACACCAAAAAUAGCAGCACGUACCAAAUACUUCAGGGUUAGUAGCUUGUAUUCUGACAACGACGUAACUAGAUGAAUGCCAAAGUCUUUAUAAGCGGAGGAGAUCGUACUAUCCUCUCGAUUUUAUAAUGACCUUAUGUCCUUUUCGUCUAGUAUUGUUUGAGUCUUGGGUGAACUUUGCUUGCCCUUAUGUUUGUUUGGGAUUGUCUAUGACCGAUGUGGAACCUCCGGAGAAUCUCUAAAUUUACAACGGAGUUCGGACGAAGGGAGCAUACGAGGGUAGAAGGAAAACGCCUCAUUUUUAAAUAAGUGAAGUGAUUGCUUACUUUACUUUAAAUAUACCUAGGCAGUCAAGAGGGUUGGUAAUCAAACAUACUAAACUUGGUGGUAGUUCGGAUCCCCGGGG
Molecule: messenger RNA, 3744 nt
Organism: Hypoxylon trugodes
Lineage: Eukaryota; Fungi; Ascomycota; Sordariomycetes; Xylariales; Hypoxylaceae
Exons: 3
Coding region: 712-3003 (763 amino acids)
Source: RefSeq, a predicted model, not a curated record